AUGACUGCAGACAUCUCCAGUGAGCAUGAUAACAAAUCCGAGUUAUCCAGAGCCUGCUUGUUUUUCCAGGAAAGGAUUGUGAGAUGUUUGCUGCUGCUCUCUGUGCUCUGCCUGUCUGGCUGUGAAGGCAACAAGAGUGAGCUGGCCAGCACCCAUGGCCUGAGGCCAGGGGUUGCCCUCCGUGUCAAGAGGAGCCCAGAUGCCUGCCUGCCAAACCCGUGCCAGCACCAGGGCCAGUGCCAGGUGGCUGUGGACAGACCAGUUUGCAGCUGCAAGCCAGGCUUCACAGGGGAAUUCUGCCAAGAUGUGGUACUGAAGCUGGCUUGUGAGGAAGAGCGCAUGAAGAUGAUGGUGAGGAAGGAGGUGUUUGAGCUCUUGAAAAUCCCUCUGGAGCUUGUCCACUUGAAGAACCAGGCAUGCAAGGUCUCAGAGAGGGAAGAAGAGGGUGAGCUGUUUUUUGCAGCCAUUCUCACAGGUGAAAACCACACUGCCUGUGGAUCAGAAAUCCAGCAAAACAGCUCCCAUGUGUCGUACUCCAACGUCAUCGAGUCGGAGCAGGAGGCCAGCAGGGCCAUGAUCUCCCGCAGUUUUCAGCUGGAGGUGCACUUCUCCUGCAUCUACGCCUACGAGCAGGUUGUGAGGCUGCCCUUCGCUCUCACUGCUGUUGACAAGCUGGUACAGCUUGUGGUCAGAGAAGGGCACUUCAACGUCAGCAUGAGACUCUACAAGUCCCCCUCCUACCUCGAGCCUUAUCACCUGCCAAGUGUGGCUGUCCCCCUCACGGACACACUCUAUGUCCUGCUGAAGAUGGAAGGGCAGCACCAGCUCAAGUACUUCCUGCUGAGCGUUUUGGACUGCUGGGCCACGCCGAGCACGGAUCCGCACCAGGACACGCAGCACAAGCUCAUUGAGCAGGGGUGUCCCCAUGACGAGACAGUGACAUAUCUGAAUGCCAUUGGAGAGAGCACUACUGCCAAGUUCAGCUUCCAGAUGUUUCAGUUUGUUGGUUACCCUGAGGUGUUCCUGCACUGCCGUGUGCAGCUCUGUGUUCCUGGUAGCCCAGAGCCCUGUGCCAAGCAAUGCCCCAGGCACUGGAGGAGCAGGCGGGCACUGGCAGAUGACUACAACAGGAUUGUCUCCUACGGGCCCAUCCUCCUGCUGGCUGCUCCUUCCUCAGGAGCAGAGAUCCACCAUUCCAGCAGUGACCAGCAGGACCCAGUGGGACCCAGCCCAUGGCUCUCCAGGGCCCUCAUUCUGCUGUGUGUGCUCGCCGUGCUCACUGUGGCUGCUGCGGCCGUCAGCGUGGGGCGGCGAAUGGUUUAG
Molecule: messenger RNA, 1323 nt
Organism: Motacilla alba alba
Lineage: Eukaryota; Metazoa; Chordata; Aves; Passeriformes; Motacillidae
Product: uromodulin-like
Exons: 8
Coding region: 1-1323 (440 amino acids)
Biological process (GO): neutrophil migration
Cellular component (GO): apical plasma membrane; cell surface
Source: RefSeq, a predicted model, not a curated record